Molecule: messenger RNA, 699 nt
Organism: Caenorhabditis remanei
Lineage: Eukaryota; Metazoa; Nematoda; Chromadorea; Rhabditida; Rhabditidae
Exons: 2
Coding region: 1-699 (232 amino acids)
Source: RefSeq, a predicted model, not a curated record
AUGCUGCGUCGAAGCAAACGAAUUGCUGAAAUUGAAAAAAGAAAAAACCAACCAGAGGAUCUCACCAAAAAACCAAAGCUCUCGGAGGAACUAAUCCAGCGAGAAAUUGAAGAACUGAAUGCGAAUAUAGUCAAUCAUGAGAAUAACACGAGAAGAACAGAUGAUCGUUGGGCCACUGAAAAGACUGAAAAUGAUGUGUUAAGAUUGAGAAUCCACGUGUCAGAGAUGAGUACCAGAAGAGCGAAGCAUCAGACUUCUGAAGUGAAAAUCACGUUGAAAAAGACGACGAAAGAAGCUGGAUCUCUGAAGAAAAAAAUAGGUGAAAUGUUAGAAGAACUUGAGAAUUUCAAGGAUUUCGAUGAAGCAAUCACUAAAGCAAAGAAGGAAACUUCAUCGAAUAGACAGAAAUGGAUGGAAGAAAUUGAGAAGAUUCAAGAAAAACAAGAGGAAAAAAAUGGAGGUCCGAUUGAGUGGAAGAUGUGCGAAAUCUGUGCUUUCGAGUAUUCUGAGGAGGAAAAAAAAGUUCCAAGAGUUUUGAAUUGCGGCCACACUAUCUGUACUGAGUGUGCUGGAAACUUUAUUAUGAAUACCUUCAACAAUCAUAAUACAAUCCGUUGUCCAUUCGAUCGUCAAAUGACACAACUCAGAAGUGGAGGAGUUUACGGACUGCCGAGGAACUGUGCUUUAGUGAACUUAUAG